Messenger RNA from Zasmidium cellare ATCC 36951, 1869 nucleotides. RefSeq lists its product as uncharacterized. Gene Ontology annotation, molecular function: monooxygenase activity; iron ion binding; oxidoreductase activity, acting on paired donors, with incorporation or reduction of molecular oxygen. The coding region runs from base 1 to 1869 and encodes 622 amino acids. The transcript is spliced from 2 exons. The record is from RefSeq and is a predicted model, not a curated record. Lineage: Eukaryota; Fungi; Ascomycota; Dothideomycetes; Mycosphaerellales; Mycosphaerellaceae.
AUGGUGCCAUAUCUCACGUUGGCCAUUGUGGCCAUUGCGGUCGCUUAUGUGGUACACACGUACCGCUGCUUCCAGGUCAAUCUGGCGGCUGCCAAGAAGAGCGGUAUACCGUAUGUGUGCACGCCAGUGUACACGUUCAAUACGGUAUGGUUGAUCACCCAUCGGCUAUGGAUGCCUUUCAUCGAGAUACUGCCUCGUUCGUGGACGGAGGAAUACAUCGAACUCCUCGUUCCCGAGUUUCUCUGGAACCAAAAGCAUGAAAUAUUCAAGAAGUACAACAGCGAUGUCUUGAUCAUCGUAGCGCCUGGUGCCAAUACGCUCUAUGUAGCUGAUGCCGAUGUCAUCAGCCAGAUUACUGCCAGGAGAAACGACUUCCCAAAGCCAGUCUGGAUGUACAAGGGCAUCGACGUGUAUGGCAAGAAUGUCGUAUCCACUGAAGGUGCCAACUGGCGCCAUCACCGCAAGAUCACCAGCCCACCCUUCACGGAAAAGAACAAUGUUCUGGUUUGGAAGGAGUCACUCCGUCAGGCUGAGAGCAUGAUGGCAGGAUGGACUACAAAGGAUGCUGAAGUUAGCAGUCCAGUCUGGAGCGUUGCUACAGAAGCUAUGAGGCUGUCUUUGCAUGUCAUCAGUCGAGCUGGGUUCGGCGUGGGCUUGUUCUGGCCGCACGAGAAGAGCGACACGGAGAUCCCAUCAGGACACAAGAUGUCCUACAAGGGAGCAUUGGAGACGCUUCUUCACAACCUAAUCAUUAUGAUCUUGACACCCCAGUGGAUACUGAAGUAUUCGCCGCUCAAAAUGCAUAAGGUUGCGUAUCAAUCGUUCUGUGAGUGGGGCCAGUACAUGCGAGAGAUGUACAACGACAAGCGUGCCGAGGUCAAGAGUGGUGCGAGUAGAGACGGUAUGGAUCUGAUGGGAGCUCUCGUCAAGGGAGCUGGUAUGACGGAAGAAUCUCUCAACGACACAGAUGCAGAGAAAGGGGGCUCGCAGCUGCUGACAGACGACGAGAUCUUGGGCAAUGCGUUUGUGUUCAUCCUGGCUGGACACGAGACAGCUGCUAACACCAUUCAUUUCUCGAUGCUCUUCCUGGCCAUGCACAUGAAAUCGCAGAAACGAUUGCAGGAGGACUUGGAUUCGAUUCUGGGCGACAAACCAGCAACUGAGUGGGACUACGACAGGGAUAUGCCUCGCCUGUUCGGCAGCAUGGGCGGAGCCGUGAUGAAUGAACAGUUGAGGAUCCUUCCUCCGGUCAUUGGGAUUCCCAAGACGACGCCCAAGGAUCAACCGCAGGGUUUGAUUUAUGAGGGACGGAAUAUCACCGUUCCAGGCUCGUGCUAUGUUACCCUUGCCACAGCUGCAACGCACCGCAACCCGAAAUACUGGUCUCACACUUCAGAGGAGGACCUCGUGGAUUUCAGACCCGAACGCUGGUUGCUCGACCCAUCGAAGGAGAACUCCAACUCAGAAGCCAACACCUAUGAGGAAGAGGAAGGCCUCGACUUUGACGGUCCUGACAAGCGACCCGAUACUGCAGCCUCACCCUUCCGCCCUCCAAAGGGAUCUUAUGUACCAUUCAGCGAAGGGUAUCGAUCGUGUCUCGGGCGCAGGUUCGCCCAGGUGGAAAUCCUCGCUGUUCUUGCCAUCGUCUUCAAGACGUGGACCGUGGAGCUUGAUGUCAGCGAGUAUCUCUCGGAUGAGGAGUUCAAAACUGCGACUCCGGAACUGAGGCAGGAGGCGUGGAAUAAGGCAAAUGAGAGGGCGAAGGACUUGCUUGAGAAUGGGAUGAUGACGAUUAUCACGCUGCAGAUGAGGAAAGGAAAAGUGCCGUUCAGAUUCGUGAAGAGGGGAUGUGAGAGGUUCAAGGCUUAA